Messenger RNA from Malassezia globosa CBS 7966, 603 nucleotides. RefSeq lists its product as uncharacterized. The record is from RefSeq and is a predicted model, not a curated record. Lineage: Eukaryota; Fungi; Basidiomycota; Malasseziomycetes; Malasseziales; Malasseziaceae. The coding region runs from base 1 to 603 and encodes 200 amino acids. The transcript has a single exon.
AUGCCCGGUAAAGUGUAUGAGCCUCUCGCGAACCACGCGUUGUCGGUGUACCCGAACUUGAAUGCGCCUGGAUUUGAUUCGAGUAAGGUGUUUGCCCUAACGGCUCUGUACAUUGCCAAUCCGCCUCCAGGCUUCCCUUCCAAAGGAUACUUGGAGAAAAACUUGGCGUCCGUUUACGUGUUCGUAAUCCAUCCCACUCAACGGAAGGGCAGGGAGUCACCCAAAAACCCAGAGAUUUUCUAUAUCAAUAUCACGCGUCAUAAAGUUGAGGUCGGAAGAGGCAAGCCACCGUCCGUCAGCUCUUCGUUCUUCUCGCGCAAGCAACACAAAGUCACAGUGCUUGAAUGUGGCGAUCGCGAGUUUCUCGAUAUAGCUACGGGGAAAGCGAGGAUUCAACCACUUAUUGAUGAAAAAAAGAUUCGUUUCAAAGGUAAAUUAGACUACUUUGAGAAGAUCCUCCAGAUUCUCCAUCAUGAGCGUUCGAAGCUGUACAAGGCCGUGGUCACUGAGCCUCAAAAGCACGCGAAUGAGAGUUCAGAGCUCGAAGAUUCAGACGACUCCCUCACUUUCAGCCAUGUCCCUGCUCUUCGCGCACGUCUUUAG